This is a messenger RNA of Chrysoperla carnea, 1044 nucleotides long. It is a transcript of the gene Nca, whose product is annotated as neurocalcin homolog. The transcript is spliced from 4 exons. Lineage: Eukaryota; Metazoa; Arthropoda; Insecta; Neuroptera; Chrysopidae. The record is from RefSeq and is a predicted model, not a curated record. The coding region runs from base 257 to 829 and encodes 190 amino acids. Gene Ontology annotation, molecular function: calcium ion binding.
CCCUGCAUCACGACCCCAAGAACUGUCAUGGCGGUUUCUCUUGUAUCUGUCUAAAAGUUGUGAUAUGAAAAUGUGUAAAUAAUUACUUGGUUUGUCACACACCACCUGCUCCAAUCACGUUAAGUACCUGAUAACAAUGGUGCUUCUGUGAAAUAUGCAGAAGGUUGGUAGGAUACACAUUUAAAUGAACAGUAGUUUCUUUAAUUCAAACGAUAUUUAAAUAAAAAAAACGAUUAAUAUAGCUUAGUAAUUCACAAUGGGAAAACAAAAUAGUAAAUUGAAGCCAGAAGUGCUCGAGGACCUUAAACAAAAUACUGAAUUUUCAGAUGCUGAAAUUCAGGAAUGGUAUAAAGGAUUCUUAAAAGAUUGUCCUAGUGGCCACUUAUCUGUAGAAGAAUUUAAAAAAAUUUAUGGUAAUUUUUUCCCAUAUGGCGAUGCAAGUAAAUUUGCCGAGCAUGUCUUCCGUACAUUUGAUGCAAAUGGUGAUGGCACCAUUGAUUUUCGAGAAUUUUUAUGUGCACUAUCAGUAACUUCACGAGGCAAAUUGGAGCAAAAAUUAAAAUGGGCUUUCUCAAUGUAUGAUUUAGAUGGGAAUGGAUACAUAUCACGACAAGAGAUGUUGGAAAUUGUCACGGCAAUUUAUAAAAUGGUCGGUUCAGUGAUGAAAAUGCCUGAAGAUGAGAGCACACCAGAAAAACGUACUGAUAAAAUAUUUCGUCAAAUGGAUCGAAAUCGUGAUGGUAAGUUAAGUUUGGAAGAAUUUAUUGAAGGAGCUAAAAGUGAUCCUUCAAUUGUCCGAUUAUUACAAUGUGAUCCACAAGCGCAGUAAGUCAUUUAAUAAAUAACGGCGCACCUAUCACAACACAACACCACUUCUUCCACAUUAUCCAAAAAAAAUUAGUGCGUGCAAAUGGUGUGGGUUGCGUUUGGUGCUCAUCAAAUCUCAGACUUUUAUUAAUUGUGUGAUGAUGAAUUUUCAAAUUUAAAACAAAAAAAGCGUUCAAGAAAAAGACGCUUAGAGUUGUGUGUUUUACCUUUUUUUCU